AUGGCGUCCCGUCUCCUGACGACCCGAUCCAAAACCCUAACCCGCAUCCUCNCCGCUUCCUCCUCCUCCUCCUCCUCCUCCUCCCUCUUCUCCUCCACUUCGGCCCCGAUCGAUCCCCUCCGCCUCUCCUCCCCUCUCCUCCGAUCCCACUCCUCCUCCUCCGCCGCCGCCGCUGCCGCAGCCGCCGGAGGAUCCGCUCCGCCGUCCCCUUCCCCUACGCUCGAUUCCUCUCGGAACCCUCUCUUUCGCCCCCCAAAGAUUUUGGAGAACAAGCUGACAUCUCCAUUUUACUCAUUUACUUCAUCAUACGACAGUGCACGAGUUUUACCUCGUAAUUUUAGUGUGAAAGCACAGAGUGGGGCAGUGAUGAAUCUAAAGGAGAACAUUGACUCACAGACGGUGAUUAAACCAGCUGUGGCCGGAGAAUCUGAUCGCCUGCCUAAUAAAAAGGACGGAGGCUCCCCAAAAGUCAUGGCUUUUAGUCCAUUGGAAGGCGCCGUCGUCAAAGCACGAGAAAGCGGGUUGAGUUUUGAAAGCCUCAAGGUAAGGCGAUACGAGCUCUCUCAGAAAAUCACCUACGCUCUCAUUCCCGCGCUGCUUCUCGUGUCGAGGACGGACGUGCUCACUUCUCUGCUAGUCUUCUCGGUCUACUGGCAAAUUCAUGGGUGCUUCAAGGAGAUUUUCCUCGACUACGUCCACCACGAAGUGACCCGCAACUGGGUUCUGAUUUACUUCGCGAUGCUCCUCGUGAUAUUGGCAAAGGACACCAUUGUUUUCUUCAACUUGGUAUGAUGAAGUUGCCAUGGUCACCAAAAGGGCUAAGUUUGGUGUCCUCUUGUUUCUAUGUUGAUGCAGAAUAAUGAUAACAACAAUCUGGGUUGUAAUUUCUACUUUUAGAUGCCCUUUCUUUUCUUCGGAAUGAGAUGGUAGGAACAAAGGAUGAAUGUGAGUUGAAUAAUAUGAAAAGAUCGAUGCGUGUUCCGUAAAACUUUGAUAAUUUUGUGGUGUAUGAACUUUUUUUGUUGCAUCCUUCUCUAAUCC
Messenger RNA from Ananas comosus (pineapple), 1041 nucleotides. RefSeq names its product succinate dehydrogenase subunit 4, mitochondrial-like. The record is from RefSeq and is a predicted model, not a curated record. Lineage: Eukaryota; Viridiplantae; Streptophyta; Magnoliopsida; Poales; Bromeliaceae. The transcript has 3 exons. Gene Ontology annotation, biological process: mitochondrial electron transport, succinate to ubiquinone; tricarboxylic acid cycle. The coding region runs from base 1 to 792 and encodes 263 amino acids. Gene Ontology annotation, cellular component: mitochondrial inner membrane.